Molecule: messenger RNA, 2465 nt
Organism: Phodopus roborovskii (desert hamster)
Lineage: Eukaryota; Metazoa; Chordata; Mammalia; Rodentia; Cricetidae
Gene: Ubxn7
Product: UBX domain protein 7
Exons: 11
Coding region: 77-1546 (489 amino acids)
Biological process (GO): proteasome-mediated ubiquitin-dependent protein catabolic process
Cellular component (GO): nucleus
Molecular function (GO): ubiquitin binding
Source: RefSeq, a predicted model, not a curated record
GGCCCGCCGCGGAGUGGGGGAGGGAGGCCCGUGUGUGUCUGUGUUGUUGUUCCGCGGCGGCGGCGGCGGCGGUAAGAUGGCUGCGCACGGGGGCUCCGCGGCGUCGUCGGCGCUGAAGGGGUUAAUUCAGCAGUUCAUGGCCAUCACCGGUGCAAGUGAAAGUGUAGGAAAACAUAUGCUUGAAGCUUGCAACAACAACCUGGAGAUGGCAGUCACUAUGUUUCUGGAUGGUGGAGGAAUUGCUGAGGAGCCCAGUACCAGUUCUGCAAGUGUUUCUACUGUCAGACCACACACAGAAGAAGAAGUUCGUGCCCCAAUUCCUCAAAAGCAAGAAAUAUUGGUGGAGCCAGAACCUUUGUUUGGUGCCCCUAAAAGACGAAGGCCUGCACGUUCAAUAUUUGAUGGUUUUCGAGAUUUUCAAACUGAAACUAUUAGGCAAGAACAGGAGUUAAGAAAUGGAGGAGCAAUAGAUAAGAAACUGACAACCCUUGCGGAUCUGUUCCGUCCCCCAAUCGACUUGAUGCACAAAGGCAGCUUUGAAACAGCCAAAGAAUGUGGCCAGAUGCAGAAUAAGUGGCUGAUGAUAAACAUUCAAAAUGUACAAGACUUUGCAUGCCAGUGCCUCAACCGUGAUGUGUGGAGUAAUGAAGCUGUUAAGAAUAUUAUCCGGGAACAUUUCAUUUUCUGGCAGGUUUAUCACGACAGCGAGGAAGGUCAGAGAUACAUACAGUUUUAUAAGCUAGGGGAUUUCCCCUAUGUUUCCAUCUUGGACCCACGGACAGGCCAGAAGCUAGUAGAGUGGCACCAAUUAGAUGUGUCUUCUUUCUUGGACCAAGUAACAGGGUUUCUGGGUGAACAUGGACAACUGGAUGGACUUUCUAGCAGUCCUCCCAAAAAAUGUGCCCGAUCAGAGAGCCUCAUAGAUGCCAGUGAAGACAGCCAGCUGGAAGCUGCCAUCAGAGCCUCCUUGCAGGAAACACAUUUCGACUCAGCACAGGCAAAACAGGAUAGCCGCUCAGAUGAAGAAUCUGAAUCGGAACUUUUCUCUGGCAGCGAAGAAUUCAUUUCGGUUUGUGGCUCUGAUGAAGAAGAGGAGGUAGAGAAUCUUGCUAAGUCCAGAAAGUCUCCUCAUAAAGAUCUGGGACAUAGAAAAGAGGAGAACAGAAGGCCAUUGACUGAGCCCCCAGCCAGAACUGAGCCUGGCACAGCCACAAACCAUCAAGGAUUGCCAGCCAUGGAUCCUGAGGUCUUGGAGAUGUCACCUGAAAAGUCAGAUGGAAUAGUGGAGGGGAUAGAUGUAAAUGGACCAAAAGCACAGCUGAUGCUGAGGUACCCAGAUGGAAAAAGGGAGCAGAUCACUCUUCCAGAGCAAGCUAAACUGCUGGCUUUGGUGAAACAUGUCCAGUCUAAAGGAUAUCCAAAUGAACGUUUUGAACUUCUUACCAACUUCCCCCGGAGGAAGCUCUCUCAUCUGGACUAUGACAUCACUUUACAAGAGGCAGGCCUCUGUCCUCAAGAGACUGUCUUUGUACAGGAAAGAAAUUAACACCAUGGCCUGACCUCUCUCAGCUUACCCCCUUUUCCCUUUUCCUGUGAGAUACCAUGUCACUAAGUAUGCAUUUUGGCUCAUAGGACUAUAGAGCCAAAGCUGAGCAAGCAAGUCACCUGCCUUUCCUUUAUUUCUUUCUGUCACCUGUAAUUAGUCUCUUUCCUCCUUUUCUCUUUCUCUGUGAUCUUUUUUUUCUCACUUUGUUUCUUUCUUACCAAAUGUGGUGACCAAAUGGAAGUGUAAAGAUAAGAAUAAGAUCUCUCCUAGUACUGGCAGCAGGAAAUGUGUGUUCUAAUAAGUAGUCUCUUGUGUGGCAUCUCUUUGGGUUCUAGUGAUUUUAAUCCUAGACUCUUGACAAAGAAUGACUAGAAUCAGAAUUAAAAAACAAUCCCCAUUUUUGCUAGGGAAAAGAAAUUCUCUUAACAUGCAUUUUGUUCUUCAUGUAAGAAGAUCUCUUAGUGAAAUACCCAGGUUUUUAUUUGUGUAGGGAAAGCAUUCCUUAUAUUAUUGCUCAUAUUUAAAAUUUCCUUCAAAGGUUCCCAUGAUCCAGUUAUAAGAGUUAUUUCCAUGAUGUAUGUUAUUGGCAGAAUGAGUACUUAGUGUAUUGUGUAUUACCAAGACGGUUUUCUUUAUUAGUAUCUGUUAGUAAUAUUCCUCUUUCCAGUACUAGGAUGAACCUGUAGUGAGCAUCUUGUUUCUGGGCUAGGAAGGUGUUUGCUGUUUUUACCUGCACAGCAGAUUAGUUCCUUUGGCUCCAUUGUCUUGAGUAUGUAGUGUUGUCUAGGAAGGCAGAUGUUCAAUAAUCAUGUAGUACGAUGGCUUGUAAUUGUAACCACUAUGGUUAUUGGUUGUCCUAUGUGCUUAAAGCAUACUUAGGUAUGUACCAGGGUUGGGUGGGUGGGCAGGGGUGGGAAAA